UUCACUCAAAUUGAACUUAUUUUGAUUUUCAAUGAUAAUGGUAAUACAUUAUCACCAAUAAGACAAGUAUCAGUUAUUAGGUUUGUGUUGAGUUUCCGACCUAUAUUACAAGUAGCGUUCGAGUCCAAAGUUCGCAUUUGUUUUCACGUUGUAUCAUUAUCUUUUGAAUCUACUCCUUGGAUUGUUGAAAGCCCCGUUCAUCAAAUAUGUUGCGAUUGGUUACUCGUUCUGUAUCAAGAAAAAGUGUGCCGAAAGCGUGCUCCUUCAGUAAUGCUCCAGACAAGCUAGUUAUCACCGAGGUUGACGAUAAAACUGGCUAUGCCACCGUAACACUCAACCGCCCCCCGGUGAACAGUCUCAAUUUGGAGCUGCUGACGGCUAUCUCAGAAACCUUGGAUGACUUGCAGAACAAUAAAUCGCGAGGAAUAAUACUGACCUCGUCUUCCAAAACAGUUUUUAGUGCCGGAUUAGAUAUCAUGGAAAUGUAUAAACCAAAAUCUGAAAGACUGAAGGCAUUCUGGUCUACCCUGCAGGAUGUCUGGUUCAAACUGUACGGAUCACCGUAUCCAACCGUGGCUGCAAUCAAUGGUCAUGCACCGGCAGGUGGCUGCCUGCUUUCGUUAUGCUGUGAGUACCGUAUCAUGUGUCCCAACUACACGAUUGGAUUGAAUGAAACACAGUUAGGUAUUGUCGCUCCGACGUGGUUCCAGGCUUCGAUGCGAAAUACGAUAUCGCGACGCGAUGCCGAACUCGCCUUGACAUUGGGUACGCUUUUUACUACCGACGAAGCGUUAAAGGUUGGAUUGAUUGACGAAGUUGCGAGCACCAAGGAGGAAGCAUUGGCGAAAGCAGCUAGUUUUCUGGACAGGUUCAGGAAAAUUUCCCCACAGGCAAGAUCGAUGACUAAACAGGCUCUGAGGAGUAAGGACAUUAUGGAGUUGGAGGAUAACAGAUCACAGGAUGUUGAUUUGUUUGUGUAUGCUGUCAGUCAACCGAAAGUGCAGCAAAGCCUUGAGCUCUAUCUUGAAGCUUUGAAGAAAAAGUCGACUAAAUGAUGUGCAUUUAAGUAUAUAUGCAGCUAUAAAGCAAAAAGUAUAUUUUUGAAAA
Molecule: messenger RNA, 1107 nt
Organism: Topomyia yanbarensis
Lineage: Eukaryota; Metazoa; Arthropoda; Insecta; Diptera; Culicidae
Product: enoyl-CoA delta isomerase 1, mitochondrial-like
Exons: 5
Coding region: 207-1055 (282 amino acids)
Biological process (GO): fatty acid beta-oxidation
Cellular component (GO): mitochondrion
Molecular function (GO): enoyl-CoA hydratase activity
Source: RefSeq, a predicted model, not a curated record